Messenger RNA from Dermacentor andersoni, 2867 nucleotides. RefSeq lists its product as uncharacterized. Lineage: Eukaryota; Metazoa; Arthropoda; Arachnida; Ixodida; Ixodidae. Gene Ontology annotation, molecular function: sequence-specific DNA binding. The record is from RefSeq and is a predicted model, not a curated record.
AGUUAAACGGUGCGCUCAUAAUAUCCAUCCUAGAAAAAUGCUUCAUUUCUCAUCAUCGGGACGUUGAUCGGGGCGCAAGUGUGCGCUGGGUCGGUAGCUUGUGGUUGGAGGUCUCAAGCAGUGAAAAGUGCAAGUGUUUAAAUCCGCUGGCCGCGUGAGUCUUCCUUGUGUGUGAGUGUUUCAUAACGGCGGCAUGCCGCCGCGUCGCAAGGCAGCUGUUGACGCUGAAGAGAAGAAACGCAAACGAGCCGAGGCUGCGCGCGCUCGACGGGCCAGUGAAAGUGCCGACGCGCGCGCGGCUCGUCUCGCCAAAGCACGCGCCAGCCACGCCAAGAAGACAGGUGAAGCUCGCGAAGCCCGGCUCGCCCAAAUGCGUGCAUAUCGUGCACGCCAGGAGCGGCGGGACGUCCCGCAACGUUUGGACGCCCUGGAGCGGAACAGAGUCGCCCAACACAGACGCGUGGCUGCCGAGACUUCGGAGAAAUACAACGAGCGUCUCCUGCGUUGCAGGACGGCUAAGCAGAUCCGAUGGGCUUCGAUGAGCGAAGAAGAACGGCAAGCGGAAUUGGCUCACCGCAGAGAACUUCAAAGGACUCGGUACCUUCUGAUGCCGGCGAGGGAACGUGCACACUUGCUUGAUCGCAUGAGAGCGGCGGCUCGCGCUCGCCGAGCUGCAGCGACCAGCAAUGCAGAUCCUGCUGCACCGAGAACCGCACGGUGUGUCGUGCCAGUCUGCCACUCACGGUCAGCACCCAGCUCCAUCCUGUACCCCUUGCCUGCUGAGCCGUCCCAGCGCCAGGCUUGGAUUGACUUUGUGCGUGGGUGCCCCUGUGGUGAUGCCUGUGACUGGAACCCACCAACCAAUGAGAUCAGUUUCGUGUGCUCACUGCACUUCACAGUGCGCUGCUUCCGGUUUCAGCGACCACGUGGUGGCAGUGCGGGCUAUAGGAAGCGUCUAAAAAGGGGCGCAGUGCCAACGCUGUACCCGAUUGAAGAGCAGUGCAGUUCAACAGCCAAUAAGAAUUCCCUUGACAACACUGCAGAACGCUUGGCUUCCUCUGCCGUCGAAGAUGCAGAAAGGAGGACACGCAAUUCAUUGGCUUCCAGCCAGUCAGUUACAGCGCCACCUCACGGGAAUGAACAAAACUAUCUCAACCAAAGCAUGGCCUCCAAGACCUGUAUGCAUAGACAAGCCUGCUGGUGCCAGCUCGACAGGCUCCGCUUGCUUCACUGGCUGUGCUUUCCGAAGCCAUCGACGCAAAAGGGAAACGGGCUGUAGUAGCCAACGUUUGGUGACCGUGAAAUGGCGCGGGUUUGAAUACUGCAUAUGUUGUGUCAACGCGCGUACUCAUACACUGAAUGCACCCCAAGAAAGAAGUUUCCCAUUGCUGAUGGUAUGCAAGAAGCAUGCACUCUGGUAAAUAUGUUGAAAAGUCAUAGUAUUAUACCAAUAAAGAAGGCUGUUCAAGAAGGGUAGUCCUUGCUGUUAAAUAAUUAAACCUGCCUCUACGCACAAAUCUCAUUUACGUGCACUUCGCUCAUGCACACCACCAUGUCCACUGUGUUGUUUACAAUUAGCAAGAAUGAAAGCACAGGCACAAUAUCACUUCUUUAGCGGUAUUCGAACUGCGCCAUUUCGCGGUCACCGAACGUCGGCUACUACAGCUUGUUUCUCUUUUGCGCUGAUGGCUUCGGAAAGCACAGCCAGUGAACCAAGUGGAGCCGGUCGAGCCGGCGUCUGCAGGCUUGUAUAUGCGAACAGGGCUCGGAGGCUAUGCUUUGGUUGGGAUAGUUUUAUUCAUUCCCGUGAAGUGGCGCUGCAAAAAUUACCGUUCAAUGUAAAAAAAUUUUAUUUUGUUAUUCCUUCAUGUUAUGCUUCACUCUUUCUUGCAUUACAUAGCAAUAGCAGCAAGUAUUAAGCAGCAGUAUAAAUAAUAUAAACAUCGGCACAUGAAGUAAUAAAAGAGAGAAAAACACUACCCCUUGCUGAGAUUUGAACCCCGGUCUUUUGCGUGGGAAGCAGACAUUCUAUCUCUGCACCACGCCGCAUGAGUGCUGCCGAUCGCAGCGCCCCCAACGGCGUUACGGUCUCUUGGCUUCACUUUGAAUGCAUUGAAAGAGGGGCCGUUCCGGACAUUCUCCAUGUUUUAGUACACUCUACACUCUUCACUUUUCUUUUUUCCCCGCAAACAGAGUCCAAAAAUCUAGAUACAGACUAAAAAUUACUGAAACACUGCCCAUUCAAGUCUAUUCACUACACCAGUGUACUACCUGUGGAAUUGGCACAGGCCCUAGUGUAACAUGUAGCAUUUCUUCGCCAUCACUGGCAUACUAGUAUUGUCAUUGUUGUCAAGCCAUCUUUGUUUUCAUGCUCUCACUUUGCCAUUGUCACAUGCACAAUUGCUCACACGCCUUACACGGACAAAUAAGGCCAUCUAGUAACACUUUGCACUGUUUCAAAUGAUGCUAGAUAGUCGGCUCCCUGCACAGUGGUUCUCGUAACAUUGUUUUCCACAGAGCAUGAGAUUUGCAUAGUUUCUUCCUUUAUUAGUUUUGGUGCAAAGGUGAUAAUCUUUGAAAGGCUUUUGUGGCAUGAGCAACAUUGGCACUAUGUGCGCCUAGGACAGUCAUCACUACAAAAUUAUUGAGCAGAUACCAAAGAGUACCCUGUUAACAUGAGUAUAAAAUAAACUUUAGGGUUUCGAGCCUUCAUAAAGGCAAGUGAACUGCAGAAUGCAGCGCUUGACUAGUGGAAGCCUCUUGUCUUUAGUACUUAGGUUUUCGGCACCUCUGCUUUAUUUGAAGAUUUCUCGUCUCAGUGGACCAACGCCUUUAUCUGUCUGUCUGUAACUGUCUGGCCUCUCUCC